AUGGAGGAAAAUAUUAAGUUAAAACCUUCCGAAAAUCAUUUGGAUGAACUUGUCUUGGGUGAAUCGGAUGAAGAUAAUAUUGAAAAUACUUGGGGAUAUGAGCUUGUUGGGUAUUUUGCUAGUAGGUUUCCGGGGAAAGUGGCCUUACUCCAAUUGUGUGAUUCGUGGAAGGUUAAUUACAAAUACUUUGUGCACUCGAGCGGGUGGUUGGUCUUCAAAUUUGAGACGGACUUGGAAAGACUAAGUGUGUUGCAUGGUGGUCCCUACUUUGUAUAUGGAAGACCAUUAAUGUUAAAAGUCAUGCCCCGUUACUUUGAUUUUGAUGAUAAGGAUGUUAGCACUAUGCCGGUAUGGAUCAACUUGUCGGGAUUGCCAUUGGAGUUUUGGAACACGAAUGCUUUGAGUAAAAUUGUCUCCAAAGUUGGUAAACCCAUAUCGACCGAUAAGGUCAUGGCAAGUAGAGGUAGACUAUCAUAUGCAAGAGCACUAAUUGAAGUUGGUGCAUCUAUUGAGCUUGUGCGGGUGGAAAAGAUAAGGCUUCCUAAUGGCAUUUUGAGGGAGCAAGAAAUUAUAUUUGAGCAUGAACCAAAAUUUUGCGGUUCUUGUAAAGUGUUUGGGCAUUCCACUCUCGGUUGCAAUUACAAUAAACAUGCCAUGGCUGACAAGGGGAAGCUUGUAAAUGGUGAGACAUCAAAAGCCUCCAUGCCGGCUGCACUAGAAAAGAACGUCCAUGCUGGGAAGUUGUGUACAAAUUCAAAUUUGCAGCUAUCUUCAGACAAGACAGCAUCAAAAUCUCAUGAGAAUUCAGCCGGAAAAAAUGGACAGCAAGAUAGGGAAUUAAAUGUCCAGCAGGGGCAGUCCCUCAAUCAGAAUUUUUCACAGGUUGUAGAUGGCCAGCAAGGGCAGAUUCAUGACCAGACAGUUUCCCCUUUUGUUAAGGUAGUUAACAGGAAAAAUGGAAAAAAUUCAGCACGUAUUACUCCUUCUCAAGUGUCGGCAGAUGAAGGCUGUCAAAGGGAAGAUUUGGGGGCAGAUUCUACAUCAAAUGUUAGAUGGGCAGAUUCUAAUAAGUCUAGCAAUGAAAUGCUCAAAGGAAAGGUCAAUGAGCAAAGGAAAAUGGGAACUAAAAUUGACAAGAAGGGAACUUCCCUCGCUUCAAAAUCAUGA
Molecule: messenger RNA, 1167 nt
Organism: Olea europaea var. sylvestris
Lineage: Eukaryota; Viridiplantae; Streptophyta; Magnoliopsida; Lamiales; Oleaceae
Exons: 1
Coding region: 1-1167 (388 amino acids)
Source: RefSeq, a predicted model, not a curated record